AGGGCGGAAGUUGUGCCGGGCGGCGCAGGCCGCUACUGUGCCCGUGGGAUGAGCCGCCUGCCGCGCCGCGCGGUGCUGGCACUCAUGGGGCUGCUGUUCGCCCGGACCAUGGCCUGGACAUCCAGCGGGAAGACACACGCGGAGCUGGUCAACAACCUCUACAAAAAAGGGAUCGUUAAGUCCCAGCGAGUCUUCGAUGUGCUGUUGGCUACGGACAGAGGUCACUACAUCAAGUAUUACCCAUACAUGGAUUCUCCUCAAUCCAUUGGCUACAAGGCCACGAUCAGCGCCCCACACAUGCAUGCCCACGCCCUGGAGCUGCUCAAGGAUCGGCUGGUGGAAGGUGCCAAGGCGCUGGAUGUGGGAUCUGGAAGUGGAUACCUCACUGCAUGCUUUGCCAGGAUGACUGGCCCGACAGGGAAAGCUGUGGGAGUGGAGCACAUCAAGGAGCUGGUGCACGAGUCCAUCCGGAAUGUCCAGGAAGAUGAUCCGACGCUGCUCAGCUCCGGCCGCGUGAAGCUUGUGGUUGGAGACGGCAGGCAGGGAUACCCCGAGGAGGCUCCGUACGACGCGAUCCACGUUGGAGCGGCCGCAGCGACUGUCCCCAAGGAGCUGCUGAAUGAGCUGAAGCCGGGUGGGAGGCUGAUCCUGCCCGUUGGGCCCGAGGAAGCGAACCAGGUCCUGAUGCAAUACGACAAAACCAGCGACGGGCGCAUCGUGGAGACCCAGCUCAUGGGCGUCAUCUACGUCCCUCUGACUGACAAGGAAAAGCAGUGGCCUCGGGGUGAACUCUGACACAUGGAUGGAUAUCCCUAAAGGCACCUCAGAAAGCUCAUGAGUGGGACUUAGGCCUGUAGAUGGUCGGUAUGGUUUUGCUUUUUAACGGAAAUUUUAUCCAUGGAUAAAGGGAAGGGAAGUUCUGCUUCAGCAGAGCUCAUUCCGGAGGGAUGGAGAACAGGGAAAGGACCAGAGAAGGCUCUUGGAGGCCAUGGCAGCUUCCAGGAGGUGGAUCCGGAUAACUCCAGCUAUCCUCUCCGAUAAACUAUAGAUAACAUCAGAGAAUUCCAAAAGCAGGCAGGAAUACUUAAACCUUCACUAAAACAGUUUUAAUAUCGACUACUCUGCUUAAUGCUUGGUGAAAAGAAGUCACAAUUAGUGUCUCAGAGCAAUGAGACUGAUUUGUGUGUUUUUAAUUAUGGGAGUGUGUUCUCUUCUAGUCUUGCAUCCACUAAUUUAAUCUUGGGCAGCGACACUGAAUUUUGGGGUUAAGAAAAAA
Neopelma chrysocephalum (saffron-crested tyrant-manakin) is the source of this 1276-nucleotide messenger RNA. Its product is annotated as protein-L-isoaspartate(D-aspartate) O-methyltransferase-like. The record is from RefSeq and is a predicted model, not a curated record. Gene Ontology annotation, molecular function: protein-L-isoaspartate (D-aspartate) O-methyltransferase activity. NCBI's taxonomy places the organism in Eukaryota, Metazoa, Chordata, Aves, Passeriformes, Pipridae. Bases 49 to 795 code for a protein of 248 amino acids. Gene Ontology annotation, cellular component: cytoplasm. Gene Ontology annotation, biological process: protein modification process. The transcript has 9 exons.